This is a messenger RNA of Dendronephthya gigantea, 1976 nucleotides long. RefSeq lists its product as uncharacterized. The transcript has 5 exons. Bases 93 to 1922 code for a protein of 609 amino acids. Gene Ontology annotation, biological process: protein O-linked glycosylation via mannose. NCBI's taxonomy places the organism in Eukaryota, Metazoa, Cnidaria, Anthozoa, Malacalcyonacea, Nephtheidae. Gene Ontology annotation, cellular component: Golgi apparatus. The record is from RefSeq and is a predicted model, not a curated record.
AAACGUCAUUCAUACUCAUCUAUUCCUCUGUUUUUUAUCAUUUAUACACGUUUGGGGGCCAAAGCAAGCGGACUGCGGUGGGUUGGUUUGAAAUGAGGGUAUCAACUCGAAAUAUUGGCAUGGCCGCGAUAGUAGCAGUGUUUCUGGUUCUAAUCAGAGAAUGGUAUACCUAUUAUAAAACAAGUUUUGCAAGCUUCCAUUUUACAGUAAACACCCCGCGUCCUCAUUUUGUGGAACCAAACACAACUUGCGUUUCCUUCGAUGUUGCAUUGGGAAAUACGUUGCGAAGCGUUGCCAAGAACAUUCUGGAUGUGCAAAAAGACUUUGAUGCUACAGAACUUAACUCAUAUUUAUUAGGUUUUCAAUUUAAUGAAGUGAAUGGUCUAUUAAAUUUUAUUGGUCAGGAUACGAUCAGUAGACCCAGUCCACCACCACAAGGACCAGUUACUAACGCAAAAAGCCAAGAGGUUUGCCCUGAAAAGUUCGCUGGAAAAGAUUUGGGUUAUGGUAAACCAUAUUAUCGUUUAGGCUAUGCUCGCGUCAAAUGUGACACCUUUGUCCCUAUUAAUCAACUGGUAACCCUACUAAUGUACGUCCCACGUGAACAUCCUAAACCUGCCAUGAGUUACCUUAGCAUGAUGACAACAAUCUCCAAUGACUAUCCUGAAGUGCCGGUUAUUUUAGCAACUGAGAAAGAGUUGAAUAAGGAAACUAUAAGAAAAAUAUCCGGCCUAAAAAUAAAGUUCAAAAAUGAUGUGAUCAAAGGAAAUAAAGGAAGCAUGUGGGCAAAAUUACUUGAGCAAGUGGCAACACCAUAUGUAUUAAUAGCACCUUAUCUAACCCACUUUGAUGAUGAUAUUGAUUUGUAUCGAUUGCUGCGAGUUUUAAGCUAUCGUGAUGACAUAUCAGUGGCAGGAGGAAGUUAUCGGAAUUUAACGGGACAUUGGGAACUUGGAUGUCGACAGUUAUCCUUCAACUACUGGACGGCUAAGUACACUGCAGGAUAUCAUAGGUCCUUUAAUGAAUGUGUGGUAUGCGAUUUCCUCCCAGGACCAUUUGCAGCCAAAACAGAAUGGUUGCGAUCACUGAAGUUUGAUACAAGUCUUUCAGAAGGAGUAUUUCAUGACCUCUUUUGGAGAUUUAAAAAAGAACGGAACCUCGCUGUCGUAUGUGCAGAUGUAAUGUUCAAUAUGGACACACAACUCAUACCCAACGAAGCAUUGGUAGGCUUGGCUAACAAGCAUAGCAUCAAGAAGAUUAUUACCAGCGAUGGCACGGUGAAAUGGUAUGGCUGUAGACGUGGUCUGAACUAUACCAAUAAGAUUGGGUGUUUAUGGAAGAAUGGUAUUGGAGUACCACCAUGUGACCUCUGGAAUUUAGGUGAAGUGGUAAAAUUUAUAAUGCAAGCUUGCGAAGACGAGAAAAUAGGAUGUGAAUACGCUGCUGGGGAUAUAGUAGGUGCCGUGCACUUUGGUUCUACACAUGCUUGGAGCAAAAACGCCGUAAUUUAUUUCGAAAAAAAGUACUUCGAAGCCUUCGAAAAAAUUCGCCCAAAGUUCGAGAACGCUGGUUUUUCAUUCCAGUCGAGCAAAUCUGGAACAACAGGUUUUACUAUAUCAACUAAAAACUGGCAAGUUAAUAUGUAUGCUCGUGAAUCACUCGAAGACAGUCAAAUGUCACAACAGAAUCAACUACCUACUAAAAUUCGCAUAGGUAAGGACUGGGUUACGGUUCCGCGAAAUCCGGGAAGGUUGGCACGAGGAAAAUUUCUCGCUCAGUAUUUUAGUAGUUCGGAGUAUCUUCGGAAGAAGUCGUACUAUCCACCCGACGCUCCUGCAAAAUGCCCAGACCCAGAUCAUUCAGCAUGCUUGGAUCAAUAUCCGAUUGGUGGCAAUGUGCAAUUUCUAGACAAUGUACCAUAAUUGCAACUUUAGUCUAUUUAAACUGUAGUAUUUAAUAUUUAAUCUUUUACUAUU